Molecule: messenger RNA, 2457 nt
Organism: Plectropomus leopardus (leopard coralgrouper)
Lineage: Eukaryota; Metazoa; Chordata; Actinopteri; Perciformes; Serranidae
Gene: slc2a15b
Product: solute carrier family 2 member 15b
Biological process (GO): dehydroascorbic acid transport
Cellular component (GO): plasma membrane
Molecular function (GO): D-glucose transmembrane transporter activity
Source: RefSeq, a predicted model, not a curated record
UGUUUCUCAUCUCAAACGAGCAGGAGCACACAGGGGGAGUAAUUAUUCAUGACUUAAAUGGCGGAGGAAAUACUUCUGGAAAAUGAUGGAAAACCCAGUGCGCAUCUCACAAAGCCUCUGCUGGCGGUGGCUUUCCUGGCUUCGUUCGGCAGCUCCAUGCUCUAUGGCUACAAUUUGGCAGUCGUCAACUCUCCUGCAGAGUACAUCAAAGACUUCUACAAUGAGACGCUGGUAGAAAGUUAUGGCUGGAAUCCAGAUGAGGAGCUCCUCACCGUCUUGUACUCCCUCACUGUGUCGAUCUUUGCGAUCGGUGGGAUGACCGGAGCCCUGCUGGUGGGCAGACUCGUAACCAAAUAUGGAAGGAAAGGGACGCUGGUGAGAUCCACUGUGCUGGUGUUUAUAGGAGGAGCGCUAAUGGGUUUCAGCAGAGGAUGCAGGAUGCCGGGUAUGGUCAUUCUUGGACGCUUCGUCACAGGAGUACACUCAGGUAUCUCUCUCAGUGUGGUGCCGAUGUACCUCGGUGAGAUCGCCCCCAAGAACCUGCGGGGCUUCCUGGGCCUUGUUCCCAGCAUUCACAUUUGUCUUGGAGUCUUCAUCGCUCAGGUGCUGGGACUCCAUGAACUGCUGGGAAAGGAAGAGAACUGGCCUAUGCUCCUGUCCUUGGUGGUGUUUCCAACCAUCAUCCAGCUAAUGCUGUUGCCAUGGUUUCCAGAGAGUCCACGGUACCUGUUGAUAGAGAAGGGAAAUAUUCACGCUACCAUCGCAGCCCUGAAAUGGUACCGUCCUAAAGGAAACAUCCAGGCGGAGGUUGAUGAGAUGCAGGAGGAACAGCGUUCUCUGUCCUCUAUCGAGACCGUUUCUGUAGGCAGCCUGCUCAUGGACCACUGUGUGCGCUGGCAGGUCAUCACCAUAGUGGUGGUCAACAUCGGCAUGCAGCUGUCUGGCAUUGAUGCAAUCUGGUUUUACACAAAUGAAAUAUUUAAGAACGCAGGAAUCCCAGAACCUUAUAUUCAGUACACAACUGUGGGGACUGGAGCCAUUGAGGUCAUCUCUGGGAUGCUGGGGUGUUUUACUAUCGAGCGUCUGGGCAGAAGACCUCUGAUGAUCGGCGGCUUCCUCUUCAUGGGACUCUGCUGUGCUGGGAUCACAGUGUCUGUCCUCUUUCAGGCGGAGCUGUCCCUCAUGCGCUACAUCAGUGUGGGCUGUGUUGUUGGGAUCAUUGCUGGCUUCUGCAUAGGUCCAGCCGGUGUGCCUUUCCUGAUCACUGCAGAGCUGUUUAAGCAGUCGCACCGACCGGCUGCCUACACCGUGGCUGGGUGCCUCAACUGGAUGUCCAACUUCACCAUCGGGUUCAUCUUUCCCUUCCUAGAGAUGUCUAUGGGUCCUUACUGUUACCUGAUCUUCUGCACAAUCUGCUUGGGAGUGGCAGUCUACACCAUCUUCAUUAUUCCUGAAACCAAGAGCAAAACCUUUAUGGAGAUCAGCCAAAUGUUCGCUGCCAAGAACAAAAUCCGAGAAGACGAGCUAAUGCCCAAUGGUCACCUCAAAAUGGCUCUGAUGAACGGAUAUGGAACACUUAGCGGAAAAUAAGACAGGAGUGAAGAGGUGGACCUACAUGUAAAUAAUGGCCUGUUCUCUCUGCGUGCCUUCCUGGUUCAUAAUGACUGGAGUAACUGUAGCAGAGAUAAAAGGUGAAACUGAGACCUGACGAGGUCUGCUGAAUCAUGUGGCAACUACUGCCAAUGCGUACACACAUUAUUGUAGCUCCUGUACGUUGUGUGAAACAGAAGUCACACGGUCAUGCGUUUCAAAUCAACCAUCAGUGACAUUUUAAUCCAUUUCUCAGCAUCUUAAAGCAUUUUUACGGGAGCUGAGUUGGUUUCUCACAGUGUUCUCAGAAGUUAUAAUCUCCAUAUUAGCUUCACUUUGUUCCAACACCUCCCAUGAUCACUUUAUUGUUCAUAGAAAGUGUUGAAUACCGUCUCUUUGUGUCUCAAUAAAGAUUGGAUGUAUUUAUUUAGUGACACAGCAAAAACCCCUCUGAGGCAGCACUUCCAUGAGUGAACUAUGGGAAGGCAUGAAAGCUAUUUCUCUGAUGUUUCACUCAGUGGUUAAAAGGUUACAAGACAUAGUGUGUAUAAUCUAAUAUUUACCGUUACUGGCUGUUUACAGUGUUCAGCUUAAGGGGAAUGUCUUGACCAAAAACUUGAGCUUGUUUGAAUUUGGUUCUGUUUGCAACUUUGCAUCUAUUGUAAGAGAGCUAGAUAUUGUGGCUGCUGAUCAUUUCUUACAUUUUGUCCAAAUACAUGCACAUAUUUGUGAGACGUGAUAAUUUAUCAAUAUAUCAUAACAAAAUCGCUGUAAAAGUUUUUUUUUUUUUUUUUUUUUUUUAAACUGGCCUGUUUUACAAGACCUCUUUGUAUAAAAUAUGGUGGAAAUAAAAUGGAGACUGUUCAA